CCUCCAUUCUCUGUCGCGCUUCCCUUCCGACCCAGGAUCGGCCAUUAGUAAAGCCCUAGCUAGCUACCGACUCGGAGGUCGCCGGCGACAUGACCAGAACCAGGAAGCGAGCACGAAGGGACGAUUCCGAACCAACCAACGCCGGCGACGCGUCUCCAGAAGAUUCCGCUCCUCAACCCUCCACUGCUAUUCACGCUGAUGAAUCUCCUCCCGCCGCCGCCAACGGCGAUGCAUCUCCUCGCCGUGCCAGGGGGAGGCCUAAAAAGUCCGCGAAACGCAAGGAUAGGGCGGUGGAACCUAUGUCUCCAGAUUCGGAGAGGCGGCUGACACGGCAGCCGCAGGCCGCCGAGCAGAAUGGACACGUGAACAGCUCCAUUGGCCCUGGCCCCGAGUGGGAGACAGUGGUUCGAGUGGUUCCGGCCAUGGAUGCUGUCGUGAAGGUGUUCUGCGUUCAUACAGAUCCGAAUUUCUCACUGCCGUGGCAGCGUAAACGGCAGUAUAGUUCAAGCAGCAGUGGGUUUAUCAUUGGUGGAAGGAGGGUGCUGACAAAUGCGCACUCCGUGGAGCAUCAUACUCAGGUGAAGCUCAAGAAGAGGGGUUCUGAUACUAAGUACUUGGCUACUGUUUUGGCCAUUGGAACCGAAUGUGAUAUUGCAUUGUUGACUGUCAAUGAUGAUGAGUUCUGGGAGGGUGUUACACCUGUCGAGUUUGGAGAUUUGCCUGCACUUCAAGAUGCUGUGACUGUUGUAGGCUACCCCAUUGGGGGUGACACAAUCUCUGUGACAAGUGGUGUUGUCUCCCGUAUAGAGGUGCUGUCUUAUGUCCAUGCGACUACCGAGCUUCUAGGGCUUCAGGUUCUUAUCUUUGCCUUUAUAGAUGCAGCUAUAAACUCUGGAAACUCUGGGGGGCCUGCAUUCAAUGACAAGGGAAAGUGUGUUGGCAUUGCAUUUCAGUCUUUGAAACAUGAUGAUGCUGAAAAUAUUGGCUAUGUCAUACCAACACCAGUUAUCAAGCAUUUUAUUAGUGAUUAUGAGAAAAAUGGUGUUUAUACAGGAUUCCCUGUUCUUGGGAUUGAGUGGCAGAAGAUGGAAAAUCCUGAUUUAAGGGUAGCAAUGGGAAUGGCAUCUGAUCAGAAGGGUGUCCGUGUUAGAAGAAUUGAGCCAACUGCUCCAGAAUCUGAAGUCUUAAAGUCAUCUGAUAUUCUCCUUAGCUUCGACGGGGUAAAGAUAGCAAAUGAUGGAACAAUCCCUUUCAGAGAUGGAGAACGCAUAGGAUUCAGUUACCUUGUUUCUCAAAAAUACACUGGCGACAAGGCAUUGGUGAAAGUUCUGCGUGAUUCUAAAGUACUUGAGUUCAAGAUCAAACUUCAACCACACAAGAGGCUCAUUCCAGCACACAUAAAUGGAAAACCUCCUUCCUAUUACAUCGUUGCUGGAUUUGUUUUCUCUGCUGUAUCAGUUCCGUAUUUGCGCUCUGAGUAUGGAAAGGACUACGAAUAUGAAGCUCCAGUGAAGUUAUUGGACCGGCAUAUGCAUGCUAUGGCUGAAUCUCCAGAUGAGCAGCUUGUUGUUAUCUCACAGGUACUUGUAGCUGACAUCAACAUUGGAUACGAAGAUAUUGUCAACACCCAGGUUAUUACGUUUAAUGGGAAACCAGUGAAGAACCUGAAGAGCUUGGCGAACAUGGUUGAAAGCUGCAAGGAUGAGUAUUUGAAGUUUGAGUUAGAAUACCAACAGGUAGUGGUUGUAAAAACAGAGACGGCGAAGGCUGCAACACUAGAUAUACUUGCAAUGCAUUGCAUACCUUCGGCAAUGUCUGAUGAUCUGAAGCCUUGAAAACGAGAAGUAGUGAAAUUUGGUUCCAGGUUCCUCUCAAGUUUUGAACUUUGGGGGUACAUCUCCAGAGAAAGUCAAAACAAUUAUGUUGGUAUGUAUCAUUCGUCCCCUCCCUUUUCUUUUGCCUAGGAAGAUGGAAUAGCUAGUCUUGGGCCUAGGAGGUGUUACUUGUUUCUUGUAGCCACAUUAUCUGUUUUAGAAUUCGGCUGAUAUAUGUGACUGAUUGAGAUAAUAUCUUAUGUUCUUCAUAUCUCUACAAAGGAAAAGAGAAUUGGAUUUGGAUGGUGAGUUAUCAUGUUUGAUGAAAGAUUUUUGUUCUUAUGAACUCUUUGUUCUGGAAACCUGCUUCCAACUUUUCAUGUCCACUUCUUUAAGUAUUUUGAGCUUUGGGUCAAGUUUGCGCCAGCUUGUUGAGCUUAUGGGCUAGCAAAUGGAUCGUUGGAUUUGUUGAUUGUGAGAUGUGGAGGUGGCGUAACAUUUUGAAAUGUCUCAAUUGUACUUAACAUGGAAUAUUCUACAUUGUAGCACUGCAGAUGGUAAUGUCGAUAUUCAUG
This is a messenger RNA of Linum tenue, 2389 nucleotides long. Lineage: Eukaryota; Viridiplantae; Streptophyta; Magnoliopsida; Malpighiales; Linaceae. The record is from the annotation of a GenBank genome assembly.